UGGAGGUGCGGGAGCCGCUCUUCGCCGGUCGGUCCCGGCGCCGAGACCCUGAGACCCCGCCGGGCUGCUCCAAGCCGCCGUGCUCCGGGGCUUCAACUCGGGCUGCCGGGGCAAGUGUCUUCAUGAACCCAGAGGAUGUCCGGGAAGCACUACAAGGGUCCUGAAGUCAGUUGUUGCAUCAAAUACUUCAUAUUUGGCUUCAAUGUCAUAUUUUGGUUUUUGGGAAUAACAUUUCUUGGAAUUGGACUGUGGGCAUGGAAUGAAAAAGGAGUCCUCUCCAACAUCUCUUCCAUCACUGACCUCGGCGGCUUUGACCCAGUCUGGCUCUUCUUGGUGGUGGGAGGAGUGAUGUUCAUUCUGGGGUUUGCAGGGUGCAUUGGAGCACUGCGGGAAAACACUUUCCUUCUCAAGUUUUUUUCAGUGUUCCUGGGGAUUAUUUUCUUCCUGGAGCUUACUGCUGGGGUGUUGGCAUUUGUCUUCAAAGACUGGAUCAAAGACCAGCUGUACUUCUUCAUUAACAACAACAUCAGAGCCUACCGGGAUGACAUUGAUCUGCAAAACCUCAUAGACUUCACCCAAGAAUACUGGCAGUGCUGUGGGGCUUUUGGAGCUGAUGAUUGGAACCUAAAUAUUUACUUCAAUUGCACAGAUUCCAAUGCAAGCCGAGAGCGAUGCGGCGUGCCAUUCUCCUGCUGUACUAAAGACCCUGCAGAAGAUGUCAUCAACACACAGUGUGGCUAUGAUGCCAGGCAGAAACCAGAAGUUGACCAGCAGAUUGUAAUCUACACGAAAGGCUGUGUGCCCCAGUUUGAGAAGUGGCUGCAGGACAAUUUAACCAUCGUGGCUGGUAUUUUCAUAGGCAUUGCCUUGCUGCAGAUAUUUGGGAUAUGCCUGGCCCAGAAUUUGGUGAGUGAUAUUGAAGCUGUCAGGGCUAGCUGGUAGAGCCACUGCUACGACUACUGCACGACACUGGACUGACCCUCGUCCUGACCCUCCCUGUGCCGGGCUGGUAUCAGGCUGCAAAGACCUAGUAGGGAAGCAUCCUGCAGUCCUACCUAAUGGGGCUGCCAAGAACCUGGUAUUUUUUGUGUGUGGGGGGGUUGAAACUUGGAAAUGCUGCUCACUGACAGAAUUUUCAAAAAGGAAAAAGAAAAUUAUGCAAGUCGCUAUGCCAUGAAUUUCUACUGUAGCCAUAAAUUGAUGGGUGGAUGGAUGCUUACGAGAAAGGGAAAAGGUUUCGGACACCACAUGCACUUGAAUUUGUGGAGAGCACACCCCCCUGGCCCCACCCUGCACAGUAAGUGGAGGGCCAGGAGAGGCAGUGAGGCUCCUCUCGAGAGGGGCACAUGUGUUCCAUGGCCUAAGGCACAUACAUGCAACCCUUCACCCUGGAGGAGGUUCGACAGCUCUCCAUAUAUGUUUGAAGAACCUGUUGCAACUGUCUUCUGAAAACAGCUCACCGUUGGGUUCAUCUUUUGAGAUCACCUGUCCCUGAGCAUCUCUUUCUGAGAGAAGUGUGCAUCCCAUGUGAACCCAGCAGUGGCAGUGGAGACCUCGUGAUGCCAUAUGUUAGCAGGACUGAUCUUUUCUCUAAGUAGGCCUGAACUCUAUCGAUGAGAUCCAAGGAGAAAAUGAGGUCAAUGAGAGGCAUUAAUUAAAUACUGUGUCACCCCACCAAAUUAGUGGUUGGAUUUCUUUGGAAACUCUGAAAUAUUCUGAGUUCUUGCUUGUUCUUUGGUUAUGAGUUGGGUUUUAUCUUUUGGUUCUUUUUUUUUUUUUCUCUCCCAAAGGUAAAUACUAUGAUCCCUCCUAAAUUUUCAAGUGUUUUCUUACUCAGCUUGAAUAUUAAUUUUUUUGUAUAAAUUUAACCUGCAUGACUUGUAACCCUGACCACAUUCCUUUCCUACAAACAUAUGAAAAUGCUGAUCAGUGUUGAUGUCACAGGUUUCUGGCCUUGGGAAUCUGUGACAUGUUGUCACAGCCCGGCUGGGAAGAGACCUGCUGUUUCCUCAUAAAUGCUCCCAGGGACCCAAGCGUCUUUUCUAGGGUCAGGCUUGGCUGCUGCACCUUCCUCAUCCUCACUGAAUGGAAUUCAACUCAGUUCUAAAAGCAGUGUUGACAAAAGUCAAAAUUCAUCUAAUGUUUGGAUUCCCCCCACCCCGCCCUUCUUGUGAUUUUAGUUUUAUUUAGAAAGCAUAGUGCAGGGCCAGAACGCUCUCUGUUGGUAUUGCAGCCCACUGUCAGAAUGGUGACAAAGCAGGAGUUCUCUGGGAGAGGAGUGCGCUGGGGCUGGUGAGGGUUCUAGGACAUGAGGUGGGAAGCCACUUCCAGGCUCUUCUGCCAUGCUCCACUGCCCACUGGAAAGGGUGCAUUUUGCCCCCAGAUAUUCAUGCAGCUUGGUGUCGCCCUGGCUGUUGCUCUCUUGAGGAGAAUUUAGCCUAUGUGACAGCAGUGACACAUUUGCCAGCACAUAGGCAGCCAGGUACUUGGUGGAAAUUUAGCAUGAUUUUCUAUCGCUGUCCCAUUUUCACUGCCUGGCUGAUGGGUGGUUCAGUCUGCUCAGAGAAAGGACUGAAAUUCCUUUGACGUCUUGUCUCCACAGUUUGUGUGCGUGCGUGUGCGUGUGUGUGUGUGUGUGUGUGGUGUAUCUGCAUGUGUGUAUCUGUGCUUGUGUAGGUAGAGAUGUUCAUUCCAUACUCGGGGGGUAAGAUGACAUGACUUCCCCUGUCCGUGCCACAGCUCUCGUUUGUGCUGUCCUUUCACAUGGACACUCGUGUUCUCCAAUUGGCACUUUUGUCUUCCUUAUUACCUCAUUCUCCAGUGAACUGCACCCGGCCAGUUGAUUCCAAAUCAGGCAAGAUCCUCCUCACCCUUUGGCAUAUCCAGUGAAAGGCUAAACAGCAAGCCCAAGUGAGUUUUAAAUUUGAAUUAAUCAUCCUUUAUUUUUUACACUUGCGAGUGAUUGUAAUAAAAGCUGUCAUUAAUAAACUCAGUUCUACCUUA
Jaculus jaculus (lesser Egyptian jerboa) is the source of this 3003-nucleotide messenger RNA. RefSeq names its product tetraspanin 5 (gene Tspan5). The record is from RefSeq and is a predicted model, not a curated record. The coding region runs from base 136 to 942 and encodes 268 amino acids. Gene Ontology annotation, biological process: regulation of vascular endothelial growth factor signaling pathway; protein localization to plasma membrane; protein maturation. Lineage: Eukaryota; Metazoa; Chordata; Mammalia; Rodentia; Dipodidae. Gene Ontology annotation, cellular component: membrane. The transcript is spliced from 8 exons.